CCCUCGCCUCUUCCUGCCGGGCGGUCCUCUCCGCUCCUCAGCCCGCUCCCUCCGCCCCGCUCCCUCCGCCCUCCUGGGGUUCGGCGGUGGCGGAGUGAACGGGACGGGCCCGGUCGCGGAGCUCUGGGCGGCGGGUGGGACUCGGACGUCUGACAGAGUUGUUGUUCCGGCAGCGGCCGCGGAGACGUGAGCUUUGCCAGGUGGAUGUGGGAAGAGAAGUUUGCAGAACUGAAAUGGAGGUCAGAGCUUCAUUACAGAAGGUUAGUGGGUCAUCUGAUUCUGUGGCCACUGAGAACAGUGAAGAAUUUGUUCUGGUUCCUCAGCACACAGAUGAUACUUCUACAAAGGAUGAUGGAAAGCCACGACUGAAGAUAGCUUCCAAUGGUGAUGAACAGUUGGAAAAAGCCAUGGAAGAGAUUUUGAGAGAUUCUGAGAAAGGACAAAGCAGCCUACUUGUUGACUGUCAGGGUUCCAGUGAGAUUUCAGACUACUCGUUUGGAGAUGUUCCAGCCAGCCAAACCAAUAAGCCAUCUCUUCAGCUAAUUUUGGAUCCAUCUAAUACUGAAAUUUCCAAACCCAGACCGUCUUCUCCAAGUGGACUUCCUGAAGAAGACAGUGUUUUAUUUAACAAAUUGACUUACUUAGGAUGUAUGAAGGUUUCUUCCCCACGUAGUGAAGUAGAGGCCUUACGGGCAAUGGCAACCAUGAGAGCUUCCAGUCAAUGCCCCUUUGCUGUUACACUGUAUGUGCCCAAUGUUCCAGAAGGUUCUGUGAGAAUUAUAGACCAGUCAAGCAAUGUGGAGAGAGCAUCUUUCCCAAUUUAUAAGGUGCUAUUCUGUGCACGUGGACAUGAUGGGACAACAGAGAGCAAUUGCUUUGCAUUUACAGAGAGUUCUCAUGGUUCAGAAGAAUUUCAGAUACAUGUUUUCUCCUGUGAAAUUAAAGAGGCAGUAAGCAGAAUUUUAUAUAGUUUCUGUACUGCAUUCAAACGUUCUUCCAGACAUGUGUCUGAUGUUAAAGAUUCAAUCAUCCCAACCCCGGACAGUGAUGUGUUUACCUUUAGUGUCUCCUUGGAGGUAAAAGAAGAUGAUGGAAAAGGAAACUUUAGUCCUGUGCCUAAGGAUAGAGAUAAAUUUUACUUCAAAAUAAAGCAAGGAGUAGAGAAGAAGGUUGUGAUUACAGUUCAGCAACUUUCUAAUAAAGAAUUAGCUAUUGAGAGAUGUUUUGGAAUGUUAUUAAGUCCAGGUCGAAACGUGAAGAACAGUGACAUGCAUUUACUGGAUAUGGAAUCCAUGGGAAAGAGCUAUGAUGGCAGAGCUUAUGUCAUCACAGGCAUGUGGAACCCCAAUGCACCAAUAUUUCUGGCACUUAAUGAAGAAACCCCAAAAGAUAAAAGGGUGUACAUGACUGUGGCAGUGGACAUGGUAGUCACAGAGGUGGUGGAGCCAGUUCGCUUUCUCCUGGAGACAGUAGUUCGUGUAUACCCUGCAAAUGAAAGAUUUUGGUAUUUCAGUAGAAAGACUUUUACAGAGACUUUCUUCAUGAGGUUGAAGCAGUCCGAGGGAAAAGGCCAUAGCAGCGCUGGAGAUGCAAUAUAUGAAGUGGUGAGUCUGCAGAGAGAGUCUGACAAGGAGGAGCCAGUCACUCCUACUAGUGGAGGAGGGCCAAUGUCACCCCAAGAGGAUGAAGCAGAAGAAGAGAGUGAUAAUGAACUCUCAAGUGGAACAGGCGAUGUGUCAAAAGACUGUCCUGAGAAGAUCCUCUAUUCUUGGGGAGAAUUGUUAGGAAGAUGGCACAAUAACCUUGGUGCCCGACCAAAAGGGCUAUCCACUUUGGUAAAGAGUGGUGUUCCUGAGGCAUUAAGGGCAGAAGUAUGGCAGUUAUUAGCAGGAUGCCAUGACAACCAGGCAAUGCUGGAUAGAUACCGAAUUCUUAUCACAAAGGACUCUGCACAGGAGAGUGUAAUUACUCGAGAUAUUCAUCGUACAUUUCCUGCACAUGAUUACUUCAAAGACACUGGAGGAGAUGGACAGGAAUCUCUUUACAAGAUCUGCAAGGCCUACUCUGUGUUUGAUGAAGACAUUGGGUACUGUCAAGGACAGUCUUUUCUUGCUGCUGUAUUGCUGUUGCACAUGCCAGAGGAGCAAGCAUUCUGUGUUUUGGUGAAAAUCAUGGGUAAAUAUGGAUUGAGAGACUUGUACAAAAACAAUUUUGAAGAUCUUCAUUGCAAAUUCUAUCAACUUGAGAAACUAAUGCAGGAACAGCUGCCGGACCUGUACAACCAUUUUUGUGAUCUGAACCUGGAAGCUCAUAUGUAUGCAUCCCAGUGGUUCCUCACUCUUUUUACUGCCAAGUUUCCUCUCUGCAUGGUGUUCCACAUCAUUGACCUACUGCUGUGUGAGGGUUUGAACAUAAUUUUUCAUGUAGCCUUGGCUCUCCUAAAGACCUCAAAGGAAGACCUCCUGCAGGCUGAUUUUGAAGGCGCUUUGAAGUUCUUCAGAGUUCAGCUUCCAAAGAGAUACCGGGCAGAGGAGAAUGCAAGAAGGUUGAUGGAGCAGGCUUGCAAUAUUAAAGUACCAACCAAAAAGCUGAAGAAAUAUGAAAAAGAAUAUCAGGCAAUGCGGGAGAAUCAGCUGCAACAGGAAGACCCAAUGGAUAGGUACAAGAGGGAGAACAGAAGAUUACAGGAAGCCAGCAUGAGGUUGGAACAAGAGAAUGAUGAUCUUGCCCAUGAACUAGUGACAAGCAAAAUUGCUCUGCGGAAUGACUUGGAUCAGGCAGAGGACAAGGCUGACGUGCUGAAUAAGGAGCUCCUAUUGACCAAGCAGAGGCUGGUGGAGACCGAGGAAGAGAAGAGGAAGCAAGAGGAAGAGACUGCUCAGCUAAAAGAAGUCUUCCGGAAACAGCUAGAAAAGGCAGAAUAUGAGAUAAAGAAGACAACAGCUAUCAUUGCUGAGUAUAAACAGAUAUGUUCUCAGUUAAGUACCAGACUGGAAAAACAGCAAGCAGCCAGCAAGGAGGAGCUGGAAGCAGUAAAGGGUAAGAUGAUGGCAUGCAAACACUGCAGUGACAUUUUCAGCAAGGAAGGAGCUUUAAAGCCAGCAGCCAUAAGUAGAGAGGACCAGGGAAUUGAAGCAGAUGAUGAGAAGGAUUCACUUAAGAAGCAACUGAGGGAGAUGGAGCUGGACCUGGCACAAACUAAACUGCAGCUCGUGGAAGCCAAGUGCAAAAUUCAGGAACUUGAGCAUCAGAGAGGAGCGCUUAUGAAUGAAAUACAAGCUGCAAAAAACUCUUGGUUUAGCAAAACCCUGAACUCUAUCAAAACAGCCACAGGCACCCAGCCACUACAACCACCACAGGCUCCGCAGCCACCCAAGGAGAGCACAUAGCUCCAGCCUCAGUGGAGCACAAGAGCACAAUGAUCAAAACAACAGAAACCAAGAAUUCUUCCUGUUGCUCCUUUGAAAGAAAGUAAAGGAGACCAGAAAGCAAAUUAGAAUCUUUAGUAGCUCUGUCUUUUGUGUAUGACAUUUUUCAAAGAGAUAUUUAAGCCAACCUGAUUUAUGUUGACUAUCUUUCCCAGCUUCUUCAUGGAGAGCCACAUUCAGAUCCAUCAUAGUAUUACACAUUGUUUUAUAUGCCUGAAAUUUAGUUGAAAAUAAGUAAUCUAGAACUAAAACUGCUUUGUUUAGAAUUAAUUAUUCAUAAUAAUUUUUAUCUCACACAAAAAUGGAGACAUGUUAUUCCAAGGUUAAAAUGGUUAAGAUCUUUGUCACAAAAUUCUGUCUUUAAAGGGAAACUAAACCUCUUUAACUUUCCGGGAUUAUUAAGAUAAAGCACACUGUGGGACUACACAUGACCAUUGACAGGUUUCACACUGAAAGUGACUUCCAGAGUAGUGCUACACCUGUCCCAAGAAAAGAACAGAUCAGGGGUUGGCUUCAAAGUUCCCCCUAAAUUAUUUUGAGUUGGCUACAUUUGUAAAUGGAGUGCCAAGAUCUGUGGAGUAGAUAGGCUACUGCACUCUAGGUAAAUAGAGACUCCAGUAAAUGUGCAAUAAAGUCAUGUGGCUCUGGGGUUCUAGCAGAUCCUUUUAAGGACUCCACAUGGGGCUCAUUCUCCUGAUGUGCCUUUGUAUGAACACAGAGGUGAAUUGUGGCUAAUGUAACCUCAGAGAUGAUGGAUAGUGUAAGUUGCAGACUUAGGGACCACUCACUGGAGAAGUCUAAAAAAGGUCCGUGAUAGGCAUUGUACUUUUGAGUGGAACAGUGAUAAUGUUCUGUACUUUAUUAAAGGCUGUGAUAUUGCCAAGGAAGUUGAAGAGAGCUUCCUAGAACCUUAGUGUUAGGCAAUUUUUCUAACUUCUCCCUUACCCUGAAACUGUGUGCCUUGCACACCUGGGAAUAAAGAAAAACAAGUAUGUUUUCACAUUUUUUAUUUACUAAACCUUUAUAGAAAUACUUAACUCAUGGAAAGGUAAGGUUACUGUUAAAAAUUGGUGCAGAUAUUUUUCCAAUUAUAUUUGGCAUGCCUGUAUAAAUAGCCCUUUCAAGAAAUUAUUUGGUAAGAACAGAACUAAUUUUUCCAUUUUCUAAGCUACUAUGGAAAUCUCUGGUCCCUUUACAGCAACCAAACUACUGUCAGUCAUGUACAGUAACAUUUAUUUAUAUUCAUCUUUGGCUUCAUUGUUAAGCAUAGUGUUUCCAAAGUAUCUUACACUAUGUAGUGCCAGAGCAGUUCUCCUCUGUGCCAUAUGUUGUAACUGUAAUUACACACUCUAAGAGGUAAGCCUCAGACAGAGCACGGUCGUGUAUCCCCCCCCUUCAAGUUGCUCAUGAUAGAGACUUUCCUCUAAAAUCACACUUUUGAGUUCUAGUAAGUGAAGAGUCUUUAAUCUCUAAAUGUCUCUGUCAUCUACAGGCCAUAGAACUGAUAUGGUUGUUUGAUAUGUUACACUUAUCAAACAAUACUCUCCAUAUAGAAGUUUCAGUUUUAGUUCUGGUGUCUUUUAUCAGAAGUUUCAUUUCCUUUUAUCAAAAGGCAAUAAACCAGAACUCUAGUUAUCUUUGUUGACUUAACAUUCCCUACGUGGUGAUUUAGAUGAGCUAUUUUUUUUCCAUAAUGGCUAGAACAUCACAUGAUUUCUGUCAAUCAUUUAGUGUAGCCAGUUAGCUUUCUUUGGUAUUGUGCACUAUGACUCCAGGAAGCCCUGGACAAGUCACUUUUUCAAAUGGCCAGCUAAAUUAAGGAGCACUUUUGUGAACUUCUAAUACCAUUCACAGCUCUUUUUAACUUCUGAAAAUAAAUACAUUCCACAGAAUACCUAAGUUGGUAAUUUUCAUAAGUGGUAAAUGAGGGAAACAGAAUGGCUCUAGAUCAAGUAUCUGUUCAGGUUCAUCGUCCCUUUGCUUUUUCUCAUUAAACAAGAUCACCAGGAGCAUAUAUUUUAAGAGUUAAAUAUAUCUUUUGAGUUUUCAUUUAACUCUUGCAAGUAUAUAAUCUUUUUUGUUUUCCAGUACCAUCUGAUAUUUGGGCAUGUAUUUUGGUAUUAGGUUUAAAUUGCCUGUAUUACACUAUCUUUAAGUUAGUAGCAAAAGUAAAGAUUGGAAAGAAUAUUCAAGAGGUAAUAUGUGAUUUCUUGUUCACUAUUUCACCAUAGCAAUGCCGCAAACCUUACAUUAUUCACUAUUGCUUAAGAACUCCAGAGGGCCAACAUAAAGCAAGUUCUCAUUAUAAUUUCACUUACUUUUUUGCAUAUUUGAGAACUGCAACUUUUUUUCUUGAGACAGGUUCUACUAUGUAAUCUAAUCUAGCCUUGAAUUUAGAACCUGCCUACUUCAGCCUUCUAAGCACUGAGAUUAUAGGCAGGAACCAUAACAGCUAAAAUUAUUCUCUUGGAUUCCUUAUAGAAAAAAGAUAAGCCAGGCAUAUAUCCAAGAUACCUUUCAAUCAUGGUACUUUCUUUCAUCUUUUCCCAAGAAUUACAUGAUAGAAAACACUCCUCUAAAAUGCUAAUAUUUAUAACCAUCUGGAAUUGAUCAUUUCUCUUUUCAUUGAGUUCUACAGACUACAAUGAAGAGUCAACUCAUUCCUUAGCUUUUAUAACUUGAUGGUCUCAUUUAGUGUGUUCUCAAAAGCUGAAAGACACUGGAUUUUGGAAUGCCUAUGUUUGGCGCACAUCCUGGGCUGGUUAUUUUUAAGUAUAUAUAAUUUAAUGCAAAGGGAUUCUUGAUUCACUACACUUCAGUAUACAAGUCCAUAUCAGAAACAGUAAUAGGAAUGCCACAUAGUCCUGCAGCCUAUAUUUUCAUACAGUAUCUGUUAUCCCCUCACCAUCUGUUAAAUUAAUAAUUUCUUUUUCUUUGGCUUUCUUGAAUUUACCUGAUAAAGUUGAAAAGUCCCCUUUGUACUGAUAAUGAGAGUUUAGUUUUUGUUUCAUUUGUUUUUAAAAUGUUCACUUUUUCCUACAGUAUAUAUUUAUUUUUCUCCAACCCCUGCUCUGUUUCAACUAUUUUCCAGUUAGUAACUAGUGGUUUCAUUUCUUAGCUAACGUCAAGACAACUGAAACAAUACACAGGAGAGAGGGCACAGCAGAUGAAAACCUAGACCUUUAAAGUAAUCUCCUAGGCUAGUGUCAGUGUUGGUUGUGAUCCACACCCACAAUCUCUGCACUCAGGAGGCUGAAGCAUAGGAAUGCCUGUGAGGUCAAGUCAAGCAUGGGCUACACAGUGAGUUCCAAGCUAGCCAGGAUGACAUGGCAAGGCCCUGUUAAAAAAAAUAAAAUGUAUACCUAAUAUCAGAAUUGAAAUGAAAUCAACUCUGCUAAUGAAUUCACCAACUGUGUGCAUCCAGCACUAAAGUGGUUGUCUGUAUUUUAGGAUGCCUUUAAGUGGCCAGAAAGAACAUUUUAAAAAUACUUAGUAAUCUUUUAAGAAAGACACUUAGAAAAUGAUUGUAUUACAUAACUUAUUCUUUAUAAUACUCUAUAAUAGAUGAUUCUCUUGCUUUACUAUCUAGCAAAUGAGAUAAUGAACAAUUGUGCUGUAUGGUUUGAAUAGUUAGGGGUACGUUUGCAUGUGUGCAGUGUGUGUGUGUGUGUGUGUGUGUGUGUGUGUGUGUGUGUGUGUGAGAUAGGGUAUCCCUAUUUCUUUUGUUUACCUAGAUACCAUGUAACCAAAUACACGUUAGAUUUCAAGACAUAGUGAUCAAAACUGGAAGCCCAAACAGCAGCUCUGUGGCCUGUUUCCAAUGACCAAGCAUAAAACUCUGUCUAGCCUUUGUGCUGAGGGUCACACUGAGCUCUCUUCCUUUCUUCUGGUGGCUUUUAUGUAAUACAUGCAACAUGCAAGGCACUUUAUGUUACCCACUUCCUUAACUUUCAAACUCUGCAAACAUAAGGACCCCCAUACAGACUAUACCUCAACAGGUGAUGCUGAUUUUGAAUUAUAAGACAAGUAGAUGCUUAUAGAAUUUAAGUGACUAGUCAGCUGUCCCAUGUAUCAGUCUCAAUUUCCUCUUAAAACAACAAAAUCUACACUUUGAUCUUACCUCCAAUAAAACAUGCCACUUGUUAUAAAACUGUCUCCAUCAAUAUAUACCCAUCAUUCUGCCCUUAUCUCUGGCUUAUCAUUAAGUGUAUUUGAAAAGUUUAAGAAAAGUGAAUCAUUGGGAAGAAAAUGAACAUUACUUUUUAUUGGCAAUUGAUUAACAUAAGAUUCUUUCCACUAAACUGCAACUUUGAAUUUCUAUAUUACAUACGGAAAAAGAUCAAAGAAACUGAUUAGUGAGAAUAUAAAUGCAUCAAAAGACUAAUGUCAUGAAAGCACAAGGAUAAAGCUGGAGGUGAUCCCAGGAUCCAACAUGUCCCAAGAGCCUUCUAAAUUGGCUUUGCCAUUCUUGGCAUUUUGCAUAAUGCAUGGAUUCUUAGUUCAAAUUAGGGGAGAAUCUUCUGUCAUCCCCAUUCCUUUCUUUCCAGCUCCUGCCUUUGCCUUACUGAGGAGGUAGUACAAACCUAUGCUGUUUUUAUGAGACAUGGUUUUACCCAGCAUCUACAAAGAAAAUAGGUUAGAAUAAAGGAGUUGAUUAGUCUGGGAGUGCUAAUUGACUAUAAAAAUCAACAUUAGCCAUCAAUCUCUUCCUCUAUAAACAGUGACCAAUUAGUUGUUUCCAUAAUGCCAUGUAUUAUGUAUAGUACACUCUAUUAAUGUAAAUGUGAUGCUUGUUAAGAAAGUGCAAUUUAUUGUACAUUGUCUCAAUAAAUGUUUACUUUUAUAAUCGUUAUGAACUUGAAUCGGAUUGGUAUCUUGUGUAGAUGGGUGAAUGAAACCUUGUGAAUAAACAAAUGUGACCAAGAAAGUAACAAGGUGGCUGUUUUUGUGAGCCAGUGAUGUUUUUGAUGCUUUGUGUUGCCCUUCCAGUUCCAUUAAACAGUAAUAAACAUUUGUUUUAAAGUC
This is a messenger RNA of Mesocricetus auratus (golden hamster), 8453 nucleotides long. It is a transcript of the gene Rabgap1l, whose product is annotated as RAB GTPase activating protein 1 like. The record is from RefSeq and is a predicted model, not a curated record. NCBI's taxonomy places the organism in Eukaryota, Metazoa, Chordata, Mammalia, Rodentia, Cricetidae. The coding region runs from base 234 to 3389 and encodes 1051 amino acids. The transcript has 26 exons.